AGACCGGGACUUGCACCUCGAGCUCCUGCGUCUCCCUCUCCCUGCCCGGCUCCUCCUCCCGCGGCGCCGCCGAAGCCCAGCCCAGGCCGGGGCGGUGAGCCCGGCUAGCGCACCCCCCGCUGUCCCGCCGGACGCGCCGCGCCCCCUCCUCGGACCGGGUUCUGCUCCGGCGGCCUCCGCGCCUCAAGUCCGCCCCUGUCCCCGCCGGGCCCGGCGGGCGUCACGAUGAAGGCGGCCCGCUUCGUGAUGCGCAGCGCCGGCUCGCUGAGCGGCGCCGGCCUGGUCCCCCGAGAGGUGGAGCAUUUCUCGCGCUACAGCCCGUCCCCGCUGUCCAUGAAGCAGCUGCUGGACUUUGGUUCAGAAAAUGCAUGUGAAAGAACUUCUUUUGCAUUUUUGCGACAAGAAUUGCCUGUGAGGCUAGCCAAUAUCCUGAAAGAAAUUGAUAUCCUUCCAGAUCAGUUAGUAAAUACCUCUUCAGUGCAGCUGGUUAAAAGCUGGUAUAUCCAGAGCCUGAUGGAUUUGGUGGAAUUCCAUGAGAGAAGUCCAGAUGACCAGAAAGCCUUAUCAGAUUUUGUAGAUACACUCAUCAAAGUUCGAAAUAGACACCAUGAUGUAGUCCCUACGAUGGCACAAGGAAUCAUAGAAUAUAAAGAUGGUUAUAUGGUUGACCCAGUCACAAAUCAAAAUCUUCAGUAUUUUUUGGAUCGUUUUUACAUGAACCGUAUUUCUACACGGAUGCUGAUGAACCAGCACAUUCUUAUAUUUAGUGACUCACAGACAGGAAACCCAACCCACAUUGGAAGCAUUGAUCCAAACUGUGAUGUGGCAGCAGUGGUUCAAGAUGCCUUCGAGUGUUCAAGAAUGCUUUGUGACCAGUAUUAUUUAACAUCUCCAGAAUUAAAGCUCACACAAGUGAAUGGAAAAUCUCCAGGCCAACCAAUUCAUAUUGUGUAUGUUCCUUCUCACCUUCAUCAUAUGCUCUUUGAACUAUUCAAGAAUGCAAUGAGGGCAACAGUGGAACACCAGGAAAACAGGCCUUCCCUUACACCAAUUGAGGUGAUUGUUGUCUUGGGUAAAGAAGACCUUACGAUUAAGAUUUCAGACAGAGGAGGUGGUGUUCCCCUGAGGAUUAUUGACCGCCUGUUUAGUUACACAUAUUCCACAGCACCAACACCUGUCAUGGAUAAUUCCCGGAAUGCUCCUUUGGCUGGUUUUGGUUACGGCUUGCCAAUUUCUCGUCUCUAUGCCAAGUACUUUCAAGGAGAUCUGAAUCUCUACUCUUUGUCAGGAUAUGGAACAGAUGCUAUCAUCUACUUAAAGGCUUUAUCUUCUGAGUCUGUAGAAAAACUUCCAGUCUUUAACAAGUCAGCCUUCAAACAUUAUCAGAUGAGCUCUGAGGCUGACGAUUGGUGUAUCCCAAGCAAGGAACCAAAGAAUCUGGCAAAGGAAAAAGUGGCCCUGUGAAGAGGGACACUCAGGACACUUUACGGGAUCAAAGUGGGUCCACACCAGUGCUGCUUCCUGAAUGUUUGUGUGCAAACGCUUAUUUCCUCACAGAUAAAUGACAACAACAAAAAGUCCUUGAACAGAACAUUGAUCCAAUGAGGAAUGGUGCUCUUUUCUGUGACCCAGGCAGGGAGCGUGGUGCAGGACUACAGGCAUUAACAGAUGGCCAGCUCCUUAUUCUUUAGUGUGGAAUAACUCAUGAAUUUAUAUCAAAUCCUGAAAAAGAAAUAAGCCUUAGUUUUUCAUCCCUUUAUCAACAAGAAUGGGAAAGAAAGUGAAGGUAUAGGGUAGCAGUUUCAAUGGAGUGAUGUUUAGGCCUCAUGUUGACAUCGGAAGAUAUUGGUAUUUAUUGAAUAUCAAGUGUCCAUAUACCAGUAUUUUCCUGCCAUGCAAAAGAUUAGAGCUUAGUUUAUGCUGUGAUUAGAAAUGUAUGUAAAUGCACAAUUUUGUAUCUAUUUAUGUGCUCUAUGGAAGAAAGGCUGGUGACUAAAUAACAUUCGCUUUGAAUGAGAAGUGACUCAAAACAUUUUAUUCAAAGUUGCAGCCAUGGCAUUUGGCCUAAGUAAAAACUCAGAAAAAAGCUCCUUGAUAAUGCUGCAUUUUCUGUCCACAUUUUUCAUGAUAAGUGAACACAUUGCCAGGUGCCUAAGUCUUGGGUAAAUUUUUAAAUGUGCACAGUAGGAAGGGGUAUUCUACCCUGAAAUGAUGGUAAUCCAAAGGCAUCCAUUUUCUAGGCUUAAAAAGAUGUAUUUAUAAUAUACUUAAUUAUAUUAUGUACACUCCCUCAUUAAUAUGUCUCUAAAAAUAUUGUAAUUAUCAAAUGGCUGAAGAACAUUAGAAUUUAAAUACUUCUUGGAGAAUUGUUUAACAAAUAGCCUGGAAGUAAGAGGUUCUCAUGCCAGGAUACAUUCAUUUGUGAUUCAUUGAUAGAGAGAGCUAAUGAAUGAAAUACGGUACUUUGGGAAUGAAGGAAGGACAGGGACAGGCAACUUUCUAUUUUCCCCCCAAAUUAUUUCAGUAAAUGUUCUAUAUCUUCACAGAUAAAUUAUUGACAAGAGGAUAAAUUGGUGUCUUUCGAAGCAGUAUGGCUUCUUUGAAUGGCUCUCACAAGAUAAUAGCCUUUUAUGAGAAACUCAUCUGUGUCAAAUUAAUGUUUAAACUGGUAUAUAGAAAAAAAACUAGGAUUUUCUGCAUUGUAAAAUAAUCAUUACUGUUUAUAUGUUGAAUUUCACGUUUGUGUUUAAUUUUGUGAUGGCUUAGUGUUAUGGUGCUUCUGGUAGUGGCAAUAGAAGCCUGAACUCCUGUGGGUUUCAGAUUUUAUCAUCAGAAUUUAUGGACAGUGACUUUUCUUAAUGGUGGAACUUCAGUUCUUGCGUUUAUUGAUUAUAUGAAACUGUUUUGCAAUAGGUUAUUUGCCAUCACAGUUUUUUCACUGAAAUUCGACCUAAACAUUUUUGCAUGUAAAUACUUGUAUUUACCAAAGAUUUAAAGCAGUUGAUUAAUUAAUUUACUCAAACAUUGUGAGCUAUCUUUAAAACACUAGAGAAAAAGAAAUAUCAGUAUCUCAAUAACAUCAACAUGUACAUGGAGUUAUAUAAAAUAGAAAUAGUCUACACUGAUAUUUGUGAAAUCUAUGGAAGAUCUUUAGGAUUUUAGUUGAUGGAUACUGAAUGCUCAGGCCCACUUAAAUUAUUAGUGUAUAAAUUGUGUUUUUGUCUUUAUGUUAUGUACAGAGAAAUGUGAUAAUUUUUAUAAUAAAUGUUUUUUAUUAUAAUUGUG
Galeopterus variegatus (Sunda flying lemur) is the source of this 3285-nucleotide messenger RNA. RefSeq names its product pyruvate dehydrogenase kinase, isozyme 4 (gene PDK4). The transcript is spliced from 11 exons. The record is from RefSeq and is a predicted model, not a curated record. Gene Ontology annotation, biological process: regulation of glucose metabolic process; protein phosphorylation. Gene Ontology annotation, molecular function: pyruvate dehydrogenase (acetyl-transferring) kinase activity. Gene Ontology annotation, cellular component: mitochondrion. Lineage: Eukaryota; Metazoa; Chordata; Mammalia; Dermoptera; Cynocephalidae. The coding region runs from base 226 to 1464 and encodes 412 amino acids.